AUGACGACACCAAAAUGGAAGGAUUUCAAAGGCCUUCGAUUACACUGGAAACAACGUAUUCGUUUGAAUAAUGUGAUUUGGCGAGCGUACUAUAUCGAGUUUCGAAUGCCUACUAAAAAAUCGAAGAAGAAAACCCCGUUUUGUUACUUCACAGUACCUGACGAUGAUGCAACUCAUUCAAAAAUCGAAGGCAGCGUUCUGGAGGGAAUGUAUUGGAAGCGAAGGAUGGAGGCUGUAGGUGCUCAGUAUAAAAAAUGGAGGUAUUACAUGAAGAACAGAAGAACGCAGCAUGAGAAACCUGUAAAGCGGAAGAGAACGUAUUCCGAAGGACAGAGUGAGCGAUUCGAUCGCGAGCUUUACGAACGUCCUGCGAAACGUGAACAGAGAAGUCAGACUCCAAAACAUAUGUCAACGGAUUGCUGUGAUUUCGAUGACUUGGAGAACGUUUUUACAGACAGUCUGUUCGAAUCCCUGAGUCAGCCGUACAUGUUCCCAAACCCUAAAGAAUUUGGUCAAAGUGGAAACGCGGACAUCAUGCAGCCUGGCCUCUUAUCCUUACAACCCAGCCUCGAGGAAAUCAUGGCUAGCCUAGAUGACGAAAAGCCUGACGAUAUUGGUGCGGGUACCACAAAGGGCGAACGUGCUGCUUUGUAUGAGAAGCCGGUCACGUUCUACAAAUUUGGGCCGAAGAAGACGCAAUCAAUUGCAAUAGAUGUUUCCCUGAACAAGCUGAACAAAUGCAUUAAAGUGGCUUACAAUAAAAUGACGACACCAAAAUGGAAGGAUUUCAAAGGCCUUCGAUUACACUGGAAACAACGUAUUCGCUUGAAUAAUGUGAUUUGGCGAGCGUACUAUAUCGAGUUUCGAAUGCCUACUAAAAAAUCGAAGAAGAAAACCCCGUUUUGUUACUUCACAGUACCUGACGAUGAUGCAACUCAUUCAAAAAUCGAAGGCAGCGUUCUGGAGGGAAUGUAUUGGAAGCGAAGGAUGGAGGCUGUAGGUGCUCAGUAUAAAAAAUGGAGGUAUUACAUGAAGAACAGAAGAACGCAGCAUGAGAAACCUGUAAAGCGGAAGAGAACGUAUUCCGAGGGACAGAGUGAGCGAUUCGAUCGCGAGCUUUACGAACGUCCUGCGAAACGUGAACAGAGAAGUCAGACUCCAAAACAUAUGUCAACGGAUUGCUGUGAUUUCGAUGACUUGGAGAACGUUUUUACAGACAGUCUGUUCGAAUCCCUGAGUCAGCCGUACAUGUUCCCAAACCCUAAAGAAUUUGGUCAAAGUGGAAACGCGGACAUCAUGCAGCCUGGCCUCUUAUCCUUACAACCCAGUCUUGAGGAAAUCAUGGCUAGCCUAGAUCGUUACGAUGACGAGCCUUCUACGUCUUUCCGGGAAGACCCUUUACACAGUAUUGGUCCAUCGUCGGCUGGUCAAUCAAUGGAUGCCCCUCAACCAAACGUUCAACCUGUUCAUCCUAUGGUAUUACCGCCACAGUCACAUAUGCCACUGGAUGGAACGCAACACCGUCCUGCUCUUGUGGCAAAUCGAGGCCCGUCUUCGUUAUCGCGACAAGCACAGGAUUACGCUGUCGCCAAUAUGCUGGUGGAUUAUAGUAACCAAGCCGCAUCAUCUACUCAUAUGCCAACACGGCAGUCGUCCUCCAUUACUUCUCAGAUGUUGAUGAUGUCGUCAACACACGUCGCUCAACCACAAUAUUCAACUGCAUCUGGCUACAACACUGCGCCACAAAUUCCGAAUAAUCCGCGGUCCAAUAAUAUGCAGUGGAAAGGCACCAACUUCUUGCUGAGCAAUCAAGAUGUUAUGAAUACGUUGGAGUAUAUGCCGCAGUUUUUGCAGUCUCCACCGAGUAUAUUGUCGGGAUCUGCUAUUUCCAUGGGUUGCCCGCCUCCGACGCCUGCUCGUCCAUGGUGGAUGGAUAGCCCUUUGGCUGCUGCAGCUCAGAGCCCUCUAGCUGCUGUGGCAUCAUCUCUAAGUGGUGGCAAUGUCACUCCACUGGGCCCUGCUACACCAGUCGGCUUAGGAGCAGGUCCUUCUACACCGCCUUCGCAUUUGCGCUCCGAACUUCGAAGUCCAGUCGUAGUGAGAACGAUGCCGGUUCAACUGUCACCUGAAAUGCCGACAAUCCUGAGUUCACCUUCUACGUUGACAUCAAUCGACGUCCAAAAUCAUUUUAGUCGUGGCGGUCACGUUGGUGUCAAACAGCCGACUGCGUCGGAUCGACUCGAGCCCCACAUGCUCUCACUUCAGAAGGCAAGUGAGGAGAAAUUAUUCGUACCUCCAUCGGUGCCUAAGCAAGAUUGGAUCUCUUCGCUAAGUCCAAAUCUUAGAAGCUCUUCAACCAUAAUUAACUCACCUCACACGCAAAAUCGCUCAGCUCCUGCCACUGCGGAAAUCCAUCCGAAUGAGGGAGCAAAUCCAUGGAAGUUAAAUGAUCUGAACAAUGCUGGGAUGUUUCCCCAGGUUCCUCCAUAUUCAGUUGGAGAUCACAUCAGCGAUGCAACAGCACAGUCACCUUCUGCACUUGGCCGAGUUCACGUGAGAGCAGGUGCCAGCGAUAAAGCAGAUCUCAAGGAAGAAUUGAUUCUAAUGAGUGCGCCCUCCAGUGUCAAAUCGAGCAGGGGAGGCAGUCGCCAAGUACAAGCUGACUCGACCUUGCAUCCAGAGGAGAGGAAGCGAAUUCUUCACUUACACGCAGAACAGAAUCGUAGAAGUGCCCUCAAAGAUGGAUUCGAUAUGUUGAUGGAUAUGAUUCCGGAUUUGCAUUCUGGAGGUGUCAAACCAACAAAUGCUGUUGUUCUUGCCAAAGGAGCGGACCACAUUAGGAAUCUCACCGCCACUAGGGAUGAACAAGUUGCUCAACGAGCCGCCCUUAAUGAAAAGAUCGCCAAGUUGAACCAACGCAUAAGUGCCCUACAAUCGAAUCUUCCAUCAUCAAGUGGGUCCAGUAACGCGAAAUUGGAGCCUAGAGCAGCUCUUGAGGCGUUCUAUGAUCGUUAUACUAAGGAGCGUAGUCGAAAGGAUUACCGAUUUUGGGUGUUGGCCCGGCUGCUGCGACCGAUUGCAGUUGGAGAAACUUCGUCGUUCGCCAGUUCGAUUGCACCUGAGGGCUCAUCGAGAGAAGAGGUAUCCUCAUAUGGUAGUAAAAAAUAUUCAAGCCAUUCAAGCCAUUCACGGCAGAAUUCAGCAACGGUAUUGGGCAUCAUGUUGCCCGAAUUAGAAAUAGCUUGA
Messenger RNA from Cooperia oncophora, 3246 nucleotides. The record is from the annotation of a GenBank genome assembly. Lineage: Eukaryota; Metazoa; Nematoda; Chromadorea; Rhabditida; Trichostrongylidae.